UUUUUAGUUCCUAAACGAAAAAAAGAUUUAAAAGGAAGGCAUUUUGAAAACGAUGAUGAUAUCAAAGAAGCGAAGAGGGCUGGUUUCCAGACAUAACUCGUAUACUGGUGACUCACGGCGUCCACUGGCUACCCAUGGUGGACAAAAUCGUGGUUCUCCGGAACGGCGAGGUGGCCGAGGUGGGCAGUUACGAGGAGCUGGUCUCUCACGACGGGGACUUUGCCCAGUUCCUGAAGGAGUUCUUUGUGGCGGAGUCGGAGGAUGAGGAGGAGGGAAAAGAAGAUCCUGAGAUUGCCGAAAUGAAGAAACAAGUAUCACAGCGUCUGGAGCUGAUGACGGGCACGUCUUCUGGUGACGAGAGUGUCAAGCUCAGUCAGUCUUUCCGUCGUCCUGUGUCGUCAGUAGAAGGCGCCACACCCCGCAAAGACAAAGAUACCCCAGCAGGAAGCAGAGACCGGCUCACAGAGAAAAGGAUGGGCCUAAAACCCCCAAAAAUUGGCCAGAAACUGAUUGAAGAGGAGACGGCUGAAACAGGCACGGUGAGCAGACGUGUGUACUGGAAGUACAUGAAAGCCAUCGGACCUCUGUCGUUCCUGUUUAGCCUGUUUCUCUAUGCAUGUUACAUCGCAGUCACAGUAUUCAGCAGUAUUUGGCUAGCCCAGUGGACAGAUGAUAAAUACCUCGCCAACGUGUCUCUUAAAGAUACAGAAGAAUAUGUGGACAAGACGAAUCUUUACCUUGGCCUGUAUGCCGGAUUAGGAGCUUUCCAAGGGUUUUUCCUGUACACGUACGCCGCUACCAUACUGUGGAAGAUUGUGUCAGCGUCUGGCGCGCUACACAACAUGAUGCUGUCCAAUGUCAUGCGCUCCCCCAUGGCCUUCUUCGACACCACCCCAAUAGGUCGUAUCGUCAACCGCUUCUCACGUGAUGUGGACGUGUUGGAUUCCGAUCUACCGAACACAAUACGUGCAGCCAUUCGAAGCACUGGGCUAGUGAUGGUGGCACUGAUCAACAUAGCCUACAGCACGCCUAUUGUGCUCAGCGUCAUCUUCCCUAUUAUUACUCUUUACGUGCUUAUACAGCGGGUGUACAUGCCCGCCUCACGCCAGAUUCGACGCAUCGACUCCACCACCCGUUCACCUAUCUACGUCCACUUCUCUGAGACUCUCAGUGGUGCAGCCAGCAUCCGUGCGUAUGGUGCACAGCAGAGGUUUAUGGACCACUCAGAGACUUUGGUGGACUACAACUUCAAGUUUUACUUUGCCAGUAUUGCCACUUCCACCUGGCUCCAGGUGCGUCUCGAGUUCCUGGGUAAUCUGAUCGUCCUGGCGGCCGCCAUAUUUGCUGUGUCUGACAGUAGUCUCUCCGCCGGCCUGGCUGGACUGUCAGUCUCUUAUGCCACACAGGUGACUGCCUCCUUAGGUUUCCUCACCCAAGUUGUGACUCAGAUAGAGACGAAUGCGGUCUCUGUAGAAAGGAUUAUCGAGUACACAGAAACAGACGCUGAGGCGGCGUGGUACAACCUAGACAACCGCCCCGCCCCGGAGUGGCCCGAGGAAGGAAACCUUGAGUUUGAUGACUUACAGAUCCGCUACCGCCCGGGGCUGGAACUGGUUCUCAAGGGUGUCUCUUGUCAGCUCAAGCCAGGAGAAAAAGUGGGAAUCGUGGGUCGGACCGGGGCAGGAAAGUCUUCUCUGACUGUGGCCCUGUUCCGACUGGUGGAGGCUGCAGCUGGCAAGGUCCUCAUGGACGGUCAUGACAUCGCCUCACUAGGCUUACAUGACCUCCGCUCUCGCAUCACAAUUCUUCCCCAGGACCCUGUGAUCUUCUCUGGGACAAUCCGCAUGAACCUUGACCCCUCGGAGCAGCACAUGGACUCGGAAGUGUGGGAGGCUCUGGAGCAUGCACAUCUCAAGGACUUUGUGAAUGGUCUGGCGGGACAACUGGACUAUAACUGUGGGGAGGGAGGACAGAACCUCAG
Messenger RNA from Aplysia californica (California sea hare), 1981 nucleotides. RefSeq names its product multidrug resistance-associated protein 1. The record is from RefSeq and is a predicted model, not a curated record. Gene Ontology annotation, biological process: transmembrane transport. Gene Ontology annotation, cellular component: membrane. Gene Ontology annotation, molecular function: ABC-type transporter activity; ATP binding; ATP hydrolysis activity. Lineage: Eukaryota; Metazoa; Mollusca; Gastropoda; Aplysiida; Aplysiidae.